This is a messenger RNA of Perca fluviatilis (European perch), 866 nucleotides long. RefSeq names its product M-phase specific PLK1 interacting protein. The record is from RefSeq and is a predicted model, not a curated record. Lineage: Eukaryota; Metazoa; Chordata; Actinopteri; Perciformes; Percidae. Bases 98 to 565 code for a protein of 155 amino acids. The transcript is spliced from 2 exons.
AAGAAGAAGAAGAAGAAGAAGAAGAAGGUUCCGGUUCAGUCCCAGCAGCGUUUUGUUUUGUUUGUUUCUCCGCCGUCUGGUUUUAUUUUCCGCUCUCAUGUACCGAGCACCGGACAGACCUCAGCGGAGCCCUGCAGCCCCGCGGCCGGCUGGGAGGUUCCCCUCCCCGGCCUCGGGCUGGGCUUUUCCCCGCUCCCCCUACGGAGGCUCCGGACAACGGGGAGCAUCUCCCCGCGGCUACUCUCCGGCUUCUCCGGGCUACUCUCCGGGCUACUCUCCGGGCUCUCACCGAGGAUACAGGGACGGGUCCCCGGCCGGGUUCGGCAACGGGUCCCGGGGGUUCGGGGACUCUCCGGCCGGGUUCGGCAGCGGGUCCCGGGGGUUCGGGGGGCAAAUGCGGCACAGAGGAAGCGGAGGUUUCCGGCGGCCUCCGUCCUUUAGUCCCGCCUCAGCUAACUUCCAGUCUGGAUCUUCAGAUCCUCCGGUGGAGAAGUAUUUCAGUCCGUCGAUGCUGCAGGAUCCCUGGGCGGCUCUGCAGCCCGUCACAGCCGGACGGACCACCUGACAGGAAGUAAACAACAACAAUAAUACCAUGGUAACCACAUCAACAGCCAGACGGACCACCUGACAGGAAACAACGACCAGACUCAUCAUCAGCAGAUUUUAACUCUGAGGUCAGCUGAUCAGAGAACCUUCUGAGCGCGCUCAGUAACCAGCAGAUUUCAGGGAUUUUUACUCAAUGAACUGACGAUGUUUUUAACGUUUUUAAUUUUUUAGCCACAGAUUGUUGUUCUUCGUGGGUUUUAUUCACAGACUGUUUUUAUUUUUUUUAAAUGAAAGAAAUAAAAGCUUUAGUUUAAACUGAA